UUAACUCUGUUUAAAAUAGAUUUGGCCACAUACAGUCAAAUAUGUGUCAAAAUUGAGCUAUUACUACUACUUGUGCCGGAAAAUAACAGUUCCACGGGAAUGGUGGCAAUUGCGAGACAAUGAACUCACAGAGGCAUUUCAUCAAACAGUUGAUAGGCAGGACAAAGAGCCUCCCUCUGCUCUCCGUUGCUAUCUCAUUGGACCUCAGAAUAUGCCUCCCAUUCUCUUCAUCGGCAACGCCCACCGGUACACCAAUCCAAACUCAUCGGAAGAAAAGCCUCUACACCUCGUUUUUCUGCACACUUAUCCAUCUCUUCCUUCGCUGUCAUCGUCUUUCCAGAGCCACGGAAACGUUCUCUUCAAUGAGAAAUUACAAUCUUGUCCCUGACAUUCCUUCAUGGAACCGUCUCUUGCAUCAUUUCAAUUCUGCAGGAUUGGUUGAUCAGGUAAUUAUCCUUUAUUCUGAUAUGCUUGCUUGUGGAGUGGCUUCUAAUGUGGUUACUCGCAAUAUAGUAGUGCAUUCGCUUUGCAAAGUUGGGAAACUGGAAAAAGCGCUUGAAUUACUUAGAGAGAACGAAAGUGACACUGUUACUUAUAACACUUUGAUAUGGGGGUUCUGCAGAAUUGAGUUUGUUGAAAUGGGUUUUGGAUUGCUGUCUGAUAUGUUAAAGAAGGGUGUUUUCAUUGAUACCAUCACUUGUAAUAUAUUAAUUAAGGGGUUUUGUGAUAAGGGUCUUUUGUAUAAUGCAGAAUUGGUGAUGGAAAUGUUGAGUGAUAAACGUAGGGGCGUUUGUAAAGACGUUGUCGGUUUUAACACUCUGAUUGAUGGAUAUUGUAAGGCUGUUGAGAUGAGUGGUGGAUUUGAGAUGAUGGGGAGGAUGAAAAGAGAAGGUUUAUCACCUGACAUUGUUACAUAUAAUACUCUGAUUAAUGGUUUUGGCAUAAUGGGAGAUUUUGAUGCUGCGAAUUGCAUCAUGGAUGAGCUAUUGGACUCUAUUAAAAAUAUAGAUGUUAGUUAUGUCGGUAAUAAAGAAAAACUUGACCAUGAUGAUGGUGAAAAUAAGGGCCUGGUAGUAGGAGACUUGGGUUUAGAACCAAAUACUAUUACAUACACCACAUUAAUUAGUAAAUAUGUUAAGUGGUUUCAGUUUGAGAAAGCAUUAGCUACAUAUGAAGAAAUGACAAGGCUUGGCUUCUUCCAUGACACUGUUACUUAUAAUUGCCUUAUAUAUGGUCUUUGUAAAAAUGGGCAGUUUCAUGAGGCCAAAUUACUUCUUGAUGAGAUGAGAAGAGGGGGGGUGGAUCCUAAUCACAUGACAUACUCUAUCUUUAUUCAUCACUUGUACAAAAAUAAGGCUGAAAAAGUUGCUGCUAACUUCCAAAGUCAAAUAGUGAUUAGAGGAGUGCCUUUCGAUGUUGUCUUGUUUACCACUUUGAUAAAUGGGCUUUUUAAAGUUGGAAAAUCCAGGGAGGCAAAAGACAUGUUUCAGACACUCUUGGAGUGUAACAUAACUCCAAAUCAUAUUACCUAUACUGCAUUGGUUGAUGGGCUCUGCAAAUCUGGUGACUUUAAGAGUGUAGAGAUUUUACUGCAACAAAUGGAACAGAAAGGUGUUUUACCAAAUGUUGUCACAUUCUCUUCUGUAAUUAAUGGUUAUGCCAAAAGUGGAAUGGUUGAGGCAGCUAUUGAAAUAAUGAGGAAAAUGGUAAGCAUAAAUGUUAGCCCUAAUGUUUUCACAUAUAAUACCCUGAUUGAUGGCUGCUUUAAGGCUGGGAAACAUGAUAUGGCUCUUGCUCUGUAUGAGGAAAUGCAGUCCAAUGGUGUUGAGGAAAAUGAAUUCUUGUUAGAUACAUUUGUGAAAAAUUUGAAAAAACUGGGUAAAAUGGAUGAAGCUGAGGCCAUUUUUAUGGAUAUGACAUCUAAGGGUUUGUCACCCGAUCAUGUGAAUUACACAUCAUUGAUAGACGGACUCUUUAAAAAAGGGAAGGAGUCAGAUGCUCUUCAAUUGGUCGAAGAAAUGAAAGAGAAAAAAAUAUGCUUUGACACAAUAGCGUGGAAUGUACUGCUUAACGGGUUAUUGGGAAUUGGUCAGUAUGAGGUACAGUCUGUUUAUGCUGAAAUUAGGAAACUUGGUCUAGUUCCAGAUGUUCAAACUUUCAAUUCUUUAAUUGAUGCUUACUGCAAAGAGGGGAAGCUGGAAAGUGCUGUCAAAGUCUGGGUUGAAAUGAAGAGCAGUGGGAUAAUGCCUAAUUCAAUCACUUGUAAUAUAUUGGUGAAGGGACUUUGUGAAGUAGGUGAUAUUGAAAAAGCAAUGGAUUUGUUAAAAGAUGUGGUGACAAUUGGUUUUCGUCCUUCACCAGCUAUUCACAAAAUUGUUCUUGAUGCUGCUUCAGGCCAUAGAAGAGCAGAUAUAAUCCUUAGAAUGCAUGAGCGGCUUGUAGGCAUCGGACUUAAGCUUGAUCAUACUGUUCACAACACUCUUAUUGCUGUUUUAUGCAAGCUAGGGAUGACCAGAAAGGCAAUGUCAGAACUAGAAAACAUGAGAGAUAGAGGAUUUUCAGCUGAUACUACCACUUAUAAUGCCUUCAUACGUGGAUAUUGCAAAAGUUACCAAUUCCAAAAGGUUUUUGCAACAUAUUCACAGAUGCUGGCUAAAGGAGUUCCUCCUAAUGUUGCAACAUACAACACUAUGUUAGCAUCUCUGUCAGCCGUUGGACUGAUUAAUGAAGCAGUUGAUUUGUUCAAUGAAAUGAAGGGAAGGGGUUUUGUCCCUAAUGCUAAUACAUAUGACAUUUUAGUCUCUGGCCAUGGAAAAAUUGGAAAUAAAAAGGAAUCCAUCAAACUUUACUGUGAGAUGAUUACAAAAGGUUUUGUUCCUCGCACUAGCACCUAUAAUGUACUCAUCUUUGACUUUGCUAAGGCGGGAAAAAUGAGACAGGCCCAGGAACUAAUGCACGAGAUGCAAGUCAGAGGGGUAAUACCAAAUUCUUCAACAUAUGACAUAUUAUUGGUUGGAUGGUGCAAGCUAUCAAAAAGGCCGGAGCUUGAAAGGUCAUUGAGACUGUCAUGCCGGAGUGAGGUAAGGAAGUUACUUGAAGAGAUGAAAGAUAAAGGUUUCACUCCAAAAGAAACCACCCUUUGUUAUAUCAAUCCUGGCUUUUCAAAAUCGGGAGAAAAUGAUACAGAAUGGUGGUUGAACAGAUGGCACAAGACAAAGCAGAGUUGAUUCUUGAAAAAAUAAGAAGUUACUUAAGGAUGGAAUUCUCUUAUUUUUUUUUGUUUCUCUCUUGAAACAUCAGGUUAGUUAUGUGGAUGAGAGAACCGAGUAGAUGAGAAGAAAAAUAAAGCAAAGGACCUGAAGAAAAAGAAGGAGAGAAAUCAGGACAAUUAUAUCUGCUUUUCAAGAAUUUCCAACCAACAUGAUGAGGCUUGAAGCAAAGUUUCGAGGAUAAGUCUGCACUUGAAGCUAAAUGCCAGAACAUGUAUGAACCAUUGAAUACAGUGGUUCUUCCUGAUUUGGUUGCCCGGUCCACAUUCCAGUCAGGCCUAGACUUGAAGGGGGAUGUUAGAUUGGGUUAUAGUCCCACAUUGGUUGGGGAAUGGACUGGUGGUUUGCUUAUAUAGACUUUGGCAAUCCUCCCCUCAUGAGCUAGUUUUUGGGCUUGAGUUAGGCCCAUGUCUUUACAAAGCAUGAAUGAGGUUGUGGAAGUGUGGGUGUUAAUACAGCUCCCGAUUCCCAUGAGGAGCAUGAGAAGACUGAAAUGGUUUAAGUUAUUUAUUCGAUAUUCCUUUCAUCCAUGCAUAUUGAUUAGUAGGCUUUAACUUUGUUAUUUGUGUGCAAUUUUGGUGCAGAGAGGUGUAUUCAAUUUUUGGCAGACUGCAAUGAGGAUUAAUGAGAUAUUCACAGAGGAGGGUUGGGAUUUAUUUUUUAGAAGACUUCUCAAUGAUUGGGAGGUGGAAAGAUUGGCUGAGUUAUUAGGGAUGCUACUAGAUGGAGUGAUCAUAAACACAAAUGCCACAGACAGGAUGUUGUGGAAGCACAACAAAGAUGUCCUUUCUCAGUCAACAUUGCUUACAGAAGAGAUCUCCAGGUGAUGGCAGGGAGACCAAAACACCUCUGGAAAUAUUUUUGGAAGGGGGAUAGCCCUAAAAAAGUGAAAUGCUUCACUUGGCUAGUGAUAAAGAGAGCUUGUUUAACACAGUAAGUACUUCAGAUCAGAAAGGAGAUACAACUGGUUCCUAGGUGUUUUUUAUGCAAUAUGACAAGUGAAACUAAUAGCUACCUUUUCUUGCAUUGUAAUUUCACUGCUCAAUUCUGGAAUUUGUUCCUUAGCAUUUCAAAUCUGUAGGACAAUGUCAGAAUGUACAUCAGACCUGUUGAAGAGCUGGGUAAGGAGAGGAGGCACCAAGAGUCAAAGGAGGUAGUGAAGGUUAAUACCAUCAUUGUAUAUGGUGGUCAGUUUGGAAGAAAAGGAAUGGUAGAUGCUUCAAAAAUAAAUCCAAUUCCUUACACAAGGUCAAAUGGAAUUGUAUAGUAUCUCUAACUUUUGGUGUAAACAAUUGUGUAGUAGAUACAGAUCAGAUUGUAGAUUUGUUAGGAUAUCUGUAAUUGACACAUUUUGGUGGUGGCCAGCAUGCCCUUAAUGCUGAAGAAUACAAUCUUACCAGUUUUUUAAAAAUAAAAAUAAAUUACCAAUCAUUUAACUGA
Molecule: messenger RNA, 4709 nt
Organism: Solanum lycopersicum (tomato)
Lineage: Eukaryota; Viridiplantae; Streptophyta; Magnoliopsida; Solanales; Solanaceae
Product: pentatricopeptide repeat-containing protein At5g14770, mitochondrial
Molecular function (GO): protein binding
Source: RefSeq, a predicted model, not a curated record